Opisthorchis viverrini is the source of this 1068-nucleotide messenger RNA. RefSeq lists its product as hypothetical. The coding region runs from base 52 to 1068 and encodes 338 amino acids. The transcript has 5 exons. NCBI's taxonomy places the organism in Eukaryota, Metazoa, Platyhelminthes, Trematoda, Opisthorchiida, Opisthorchiidae. The record is from RefSeq and is a predicted model, not a curated record.
AGUUUCCAACUCGGCCGUUGCACAUCCUCGGUGUUCUGUUACUUCCGGAAAAUGUCUGGUUCACUCACUGGCAAAAAACCCACACACAUCUUUCUCCUUACCACAGCUCCUGAAUACCUGUGUUCAACAAUCCUUCCUCCGCCUCCUGGCCCUGAAGAAGAUGACGAGGAGUCUGCCGAUGUACGUCGCAAGCAUUCUUCCUCUCUCUCCUCCCUUUUUUCCCCGAUCAAGUCUCCCGAGCAGCCCGAGUCUUCUUCCGAGAAACAGGAGGACACGCAAAUGCCUGGUACUGACACUACGUCAAGAUCCAAGCUGGCAUCAGCACCUCCGCUGAUCGACUUGUACAGCCAAACUAUCCUCCCACGCCCACAGUCAACUGUGAGAUUUCCUAUUCCUUCAGCCCCCGUGUAUGAUCCCCGGUAUUCCCACAUCUUCCCAAUGCAUCGAUCCAGCUGGUUCGGAGCACCUACCUCACCACAAAUAUUCCGACCACCUUCCGUGAUUCCGCAUUCCGGACCCGAGGACGAUCCGUUCGACUUAUUCCAACCCUGUUCCCCAAAGCCUAGUCCCAAUCCGUUUAUCCAUCAUCAGAGUGUUGAAACGCUUCCCGAUCCACCUGCAGACCCAUUCGAUUGGGAUGCGUUGAAAAGAUCCGUGCCAUCCAACCACACCAAUGUAAAUGAACUCGGUAGUCGAUCCAGUACCCCGGUUGCGAUGACCCAAUCCACGCCGGAUGUUGGUCGAUCUAGACAUGUCGUUUUGGAGCGCCAGUUACUCGUUGGGUCAGGUGUCCCUUCAAACCCAUUUUCUUCUGACUUCUUGGAUCCUAAAACGGACUCCUGUGUGCCGUUGACACACAAGACCUCCCCUGACGUAGUUCGCCCUCGGCCGGUUUCGCACAAGUCGCGACAACAUAUUUUUCUAUCGAGCUUGGUCUACCAAGAUGACAACAGACGAUCGGGUGGACAAGACCGCAACUUAACCAGAACGAACUACGGAGGAAGAAAGUCCACCUCUGAAAUACCCACUAAUCCAGGUCAGCCUGAAACCCUCAGGGCGGCACAUUAG